Molecule: messenger RNA, 763 nt
Organism: Cimex lectularius (bed bug)
Lineage: Eukaryota; Metazoa; Arthropoda; Insecta; Hemiptera; Cimicidae
Gene: Gnpnat
Product: glucosamine 6-phosphate N-acetyltransferase
Biological process (GO): UDP-N-acetylglucosamine biosynthetic process
Cellular component (GO): endoplasmic reticulum-Golgi intermediate compartment; Golgi apparatus; endoplasmic reticulum
Molecular function (GO): monosaccharide binding; glucosamine 6-phosphate N-acetyltransferase activity
Source: RefSeq, a predicted model, not a curated record
ACGUGAAUUGUAACAAUUGUUCUACCUCUUUGUUUAUAUACAGUAAUGUUCUGCGACUACAUCCUCGAAGUCAAAGAAAAAGAAAAGGUGAAAGAAUGAGGAACUGUUACUUCCAAGGACGGAACUUUCGUAAGAGAACGAGUUCUACGUCUGUCAGUUAAUACCCGACGUCUGCCCUCGUGUCGUCUCGUCCGAUAGUGAAUAAACUAUGAAUUUAGUUAUAAACUCUGCAGAAAAUGCUUCUGAUCUGAAGCCGGCCAACGGGAUUUCGAACGGGACCCGUUCAAAUAAAUCAGAAGGCAUUUAUUCAAGUGAAAUUUACGGAAAACUGAAUUUACACGAGGUCUCAACAAAGUUCAAGUCGCCGAUUGACGUCUUGCGACCAGCGCAUAAUCUUAAAGUCCGCCCUUUGGAAAUCGGCGAUUUUGAAAGAGGCUAUUUGGAUCUUCUUGGUCAACUGACAGAUGUUGGCCACGUCCCCGCCGAUACUUUCGAUGACACUUUCAGGUUAAUGAAAGAAAGGGCCUCACAUUACAUAACAGUCAUAGAGGAUGCUCAGGAGGGAUCUGUUAUAGCCAGUGGAACGCUAUUCCUUGAACAAAAAUUUAUCCACAGUUGCAGAGUGCGAGCGAGAAUCGAGGAUGUUGUUGUAAGCGAAAAUUACAGAGGAAAGCAGUUGGGGAAAAUAAUCGUCUUGCUACUGAUAGAAAUGGCUAAACACCUAAACUGUUAUAAAGUGUCUCUUGAGUGUAAGGAUGAAAAU